Messenger RNA from Oryza sativa Japonica Group (Japanese rice), 1536 nucleotides. RefSeq names its product F-box protein SKP2A. Gene Ontology annotation, cellular component: SCF ubiquitin ligase complex. Gene Ontology annotation, biological process: SCF-dependent proteasomal ubiquitin-dependent protein catabolic process. Gene Ontology annotation, molecular function: protein binding. Lineage: Eukaryota; Viridiplantae; Streptophyta; Magnoliopsida; Poales; Poaceae. The record is from RefSeq and is a predicted model, not a curated record.
UGUCGGGCAAUUGCAGGAGUAGCUGGUGCUAGAAGUAAUUUUUGGAAAUGGUUAGUGGGAGGUCAGCAAAUGGGGAAUUGGAUGCAUGCUUCAGAAGCCUCAUGCUUUCGAUCAGCAGCGGGAGGGGGCAGGCUGAAGGUGGUGGUGCAAUGCCAACCUUGUCAGGCUGGAAGGACCUUCCUAUUGAGCUGCUUCUGCGGAUCAUGUCGAUAAUUGGAGAUGACCGGAUGCUUGUCGUGGCAUCCGGUGUUUGCACUGGCUGGCGCGACGCGCUGGGAUGGGGGCUUACUAAUCUUUCCCUCUCACGGUGCCAGCAGAACAUGAAUAACUUAAUGAUAUCACUUGCUCACAAGUUCACGAAGCUUCAAGUUCUCACUCUUCGCCAGAACAUACCUCAGCUUGAAGACAGUGCAGUAGAGGCCGUUUCCAACUACUGUCAUGAUCUACGUGAGUUAGACCUUAGCAGAAGUUUUAGGCUUAGUGACCGUUCCUUGUAUGCAUUAGCCCGUGGCUGUCCUCAGCUUACAAAAUUAAACAUUAGUGGAUGUUCCAACUUCAGUGACACUGCCUUGACCUAUCUUACUUUCCACUGUAAAAAUUUUAAGUGCUUGAAUCUAUGUGGUUGUGGGAAGGCAGCAACCGACAGAGCUUUGCAGGCCAUAGCCCGUAAUUGCGGCCAGCUGCAAUCAUUGAACUUAGGUUGGUGUGAGGAUGUCACAGAUAAGGGAGUGACCAGCUUGGCAUCAGGGUGUCCUGAUCUCAGGGCUCUGGACUUGUGUGGUUGUGUUCUUAUAACAGAUGAGAGUGUGAUCGCUCUUGCCACUGGGUGUCCACACCUGCGAUCUUUAGGCUUGUACUACUGCCAGAACAUCACCGACCGAGCCAUGUACUCCCUCGCAAACAGCCGGGUCAAGAGCAAACGCAGGAGGUGGGACAGUGUGAGGAGCAGCAGCUCUAAGGAAGAAGACGGUCUCGCAAACCUGAACAUCAGCCAGUGCACGGCCCUGACACCCCCAGCGGUCCAGGCGGUCUGCGACUCCUUCCCGGCCCUCCACACUUGCCCUGGGAGGCACUCCCUGAUCAUCAGUGGCUGCCUCAGCCUGACGUCUGUCCACUGCGCCUGCGCCCUCCACCCGCACCGUGCUGGAAGAACCAUGGUGCCUAGCCACGCAUACUGAUGGUGUUUUGGGCGCUUGGUCCUGGUGAAUGCCCUAUUGCCUGGUGGAUGAUGAGGUGUUCCUUCCUGGCCUAGAGGAAGAAGCUGUGUGAAUAAACUCAGAACUCAAAUAAUGUACAGUAGGACUCUAUAUCUGUAGGAAUGAUAACCAUGGAGUGGAGAAUGGCUGGAGAGUUGCGUCUCCCCUGCCAUUCAGGCCACUGACUGCAAACUACUACAAAGAUGUGUGUGUGUGUGCUAUGUAGCGGACUUCUAUUAAGUGGCUUGUCUAUUUGUGACUUGUGAGCAGGGGAUUCAAUGUUUUGCCACUCUCUAGACCGGAGAUUUGAUGAUUUGCUAUCCCGAAUUCCUAAUUCACA